AUGUCUAUAAAAAGUAAUCCAACAAUCAAACUUAUGAAGAAACAACACCAAAAAUCAACCAAAACUGAACACCGGGUCUCGAAUUUACAGACCUACUUAGAGUGUGACAUUAUACCUAAAGGUUUCCAGAUUAAUGUCACGCCUAACAUAGGGCCAAUCUCCAAACGCUUUCAAGAACGUUGGGAAGAUAUUACAAAGAGGUGUUCUAAACAAUUGAUGUCACUCUGUCUUUCUUGGGAUAUCCACAAGUUAGGACAAUUUGAGAGUGAUAUCACGUCCUUAGAAUCAUCCUUCACUGAUAGCAUGUCCCAAGCUGAUCUUGAUGAAGCCCAUUAUAUUAUUGACACCUAUAAUAUGGCCCUAACAAAUGAACUCAACAAGACUCAAAGAAAGAAAUUUCUCCGAGACAGUGUUCCACAGACCAGGAACAACCGAUCAAAUCUAGAGGUCCGAGUUAACAAAACACGUAAACCCCGCUCGAGGCGCUUCAAGCGCUUAACGACAAUCGCGAGGGACGGACCCUCACAAACUCCUGACGUCUGCCCAGUGCUCAAUAGAUCUAGUGUUCCUCUCUCCGAAUCGGAGACCUCACUUCUUUCCAAGGGGCUGAAUUUCUGUCCCACGCCACAUGAGGUCGACGAAAAACAAGUCAGAGAGGACACCCGAGCUUUCUUUCGGAGACUUCGGUUGAAGGAGCACUUUUCUAGAAAAAACUCCGAAGUUGACUCAUAUGACUCUUCUCAGCCACAAUUGCACGAACUAGAGGAACACAAACUCUAUCGGCCAAAAAGUGACUGGGAACCUGCACCGGGCAAAUGCGGAGCCCUUGAGUCGUAUAUUGACGCCGUUGAGUCAGACAUAGAGAAACUCCUUUCAAUGCCAGACAAGGCUCCCGACAAUUUGAGUAAGGAAGAGAGAUCCGCCUUACAAUCAUUAAAGAAUCGGGAUGACAUUGUAAUCAAGAAAGCAGACAAAGGCUCUACAGUAGUAGUACUUGAUAAAGAGACGUACAUGGCGGAGGCCCAUAGACAACUCUCAGACGAACGUUUCUAUAAGAAACUGGACUCUGACCCUACUAAAGAAUUCUCCACCGCCAUCACCAAAACUCUUGAAAUGACACCACGGAAUACAUUAACAAGACGUCCUCUACUGGCCUUCCAGAUCGUACCCUUCUCGUGA
Messenger RNA from Saccostrea echinata, 1179 nucleotides. RefSeq lists its product as uncharacterized. NCBI's taxonomy places the organism in Eukaryota, Metazoa, Mollusca, Bivalvia, Ostreida, Ostreidae. The transcript has 2 exons. The record is from RefSeq and is a predicted model, not a curated record. Bases 1 to 1179 code for a protein of 392 amino acids.